AUGUUUGUGACCAACUUGUUUCUGAAACAGAUGAUGCAAACACCCAGGGCUUCAGGGCCUUCAGGGUUGAAGUGGCUUCAGGAGCUUCAGGGCUCUAGGGCCUUCUGGAGUUUCAGGGCUCCAGGGGGCUUCAGAAGCUUCAGAGAUCCAGGGGGCUUCAGAAGCUUCAGGGCUCCAGGGGCUUUAGGGCUUCAGGGCUUUAGGGGCUACAGGGGCUCCAGGGACUUCAGGGCUCCAGGGGCUUCAGGGCUCCAGGGGCUUCAGGGCUCCAGGGGCUUCAGGGCUCCAGGGGGCUCCAGGGACUUCAGGGCUCCAGGGGGCUCCAGGGACUUCAGGGCUCCAGGGGGCUCCAGGGACUUCAGGGCUCCAGGGGGCUCCAGGGGCUUCAGGAAGCUUCAAGGGCUCCAGGGACUUCAGGGCUCCAAGGGGCUUCAGGGACUUCAGGAAGCUUCAAGGGCUUCAGGACUCCAAGGGCUCCAGGGACUUCAGGGCUCCAGGGGCUUCAGGGCUCCAAGGGGCUUCAGGAAGCUUCAAGGGCUUCAGGACUCCAAGGCUCCAGGGACUUCAGGGCUCCAGGGGCUUCAGGAAGCUUCAAGGGCUUCAGGACUCCAAGGGCUCCAGGGACUUCAGGGCUCCAGGGCUCCAAGGGGCUUCAGGAAGCUUCAAGGGCUUCAGGACUCCAAGGGCUCCAGGGACUUCAGGGCUCCAAGGAUUUCAGGGCUCCAGGGGCUUCAGGGCUCCAAGGGGCUUCAGGAAGCUUCAAGGGCUCCAGGGACUCCAAGGGACUUCAGGGCUCCAGGGUCUACAGGGACUUCAGGGCUCCAGGGGCUACAGGGACUUCAGGGCUCCAGGGUCUACAGGGACUUCAGGGCUCCAGGGUCUACAGGGACUUCAGGGCUCCAGGGUCUACAGGGACUUCAGGGCUCCAGGGUCUACAGGGACUUCAGGGCUCCAGGGUCUACAGGGACUUCAGGGCUCCAGGGUCUACAGGGACUUCAGGGCUCCAGGGGCUACAGGGACUUCAGGGCUCCAGGGUCUACAGGGACUUCAGGGCUCCAGGGGCUACAGGGACUUCAGGGCUCCAGGGGCUUCAGGGGCUCCAGGGACUUCAGGGCUCCAGGGUCUACAGGGACUUUAGGGCUCCAGGGUCUACAGGGACUUCAGGGCUCCAGGGUCUACAGGGACUUCAGGGCUCCAGGGUCUAUAGGGACUUCAGGGCUCCAGGGUCUACAGGGACUUCAGGGCUCCAGGGUCUACAGGGACUUCAGGGCUCCAGGGUCUACAGGGACUUCAGGGCUCCAGGGUCUACAGGGACUUCAGGGCUCCAGGGGCUACAGGGACUUCAGGGCUCCAGGGUCUACAGGGACUUCAGGGCUCCAGGGGCUACAGGGACUUCAGGGGCUUCAGGGGCUCCAGGGACUUCAGGGCUCCAGGGUCUACAGGGACUUCAGGGCUCCAGGGGCUACAGGGACUUCAGGGCUCCAGGGGCUUCAGGGACUUCAGGGCUCCAGGGUCUACAGGGACUUUAGGGCUCCAGGGUCUACGGGGACUUUAGGGCUCCAGGGUCUACAGGGACUUCAGGGCUCCAGGGUCUACAGGGACUUUAGGGCUCCAGGGACUUCAGGGCUCCAGGGUCUACAGGGACUUCAGGGCUCCAGGGGCUACAGGGACUUCAGGGCUCCAGGGGCUACAGGGACUUCAGGGCUCCAGGGGCUACAGGGACUUCAGGGCUCCAGGGGCUUCAGGGGCUCCAGGGACUUCAGGGCUCCAGGGUCUACAGGGACUUUAGGGCUCCAGGGUCUACAGGGACUUCAGGGCUCCAGGGUCUACAGGGACUUCAGGGCUCCAGGGGCUACAGGGACUUCAGGGCUCCAGGGUCUACAGGGACUUCAGGGCUCCAGGGGCUACAGGGACUUCAGGGCUCCAGGGGCUUCAGGGGCUCUAGGGACUUCAGGGCUCCAGGGACUUCAGAGGCUCCAGGGACUUCAGAGGCUCCAGGGGCUUCAGGGGCUCCAGAGACUUCAGGAGCUUCAGGGUUCCAAGGGCUCCAGGGACUUCAGGGGCUCCAGAGACUUCAGGGGCUUCAGGGCUCCAGGGGGCUUCAGAGAUCCAGGGGGGCUUCAGGGCUCCAGGGGGCUUCAAGGGCUUCAGGGCUCCAAGGGCUCCGGGGGGCUUCAGGGGCUUCAGGGGGCUCCAGUGGUCUCCAGGGGGCUUCAAGGGGCUUCAGGGGGCUUCAGGGCUCCACGGUUCCAGGAAUGA
Molecule: messenger RNA, 2259 nt
Organism: Procambarus clarkii (red swamp crayfish)
Lineage: Eukaryota; Metazoa; Arthropoda; Malacostraca; Decapoda; Cambaridae
Source: RefSeq, a predicted model, not a curated record